Pelagomonas calceolata is the source of this 1037-nucleotide messenger RNA. NCBI's taxonomy places the organism in Eukaryota, Pelagophyceae, Pelagomonadales, Pelagomonadaceae. The record is from the annotation of a GenBank genome assembly.
AUGCUUGCAAUGCGGCGGUGCCACCUCGUGUGAGAGCUGCUCUGACAAAAUGGCAAGCAGCUCAAGAGACAAAACUAGCGCACCUGUGCCGCGUCGAGGGCGUGCCACGUGAUGAUUGAUUGCGGCCAGCGCUUUCCAAACGCAACAAAUCACCAGUCGCCGCGCAUUGCACAAGGUGGCUGCAAGCACCUCCAUCGCGCAGCCUGAUGGCCGGCGGGAGGCGCGGCCGCGGCCGCGGCCGCGGCCGGGGCGGCCGCGGCCGGGGCGGCGCCGCCGCGGCACAACCGUCGCCGCUGGCGACGCGCGUCUGCCUCUGGGAGUUCUCGCAGAACGACGCGCGGCGCGACAGCGGCUCGAAGCUCGUCCGCCAGGGCCUGGCGCGCCGGCUCGACGCGCGCGCGGCCUUCCGGGGGAUCGUCCUCGCGGCGGACGCCCCCCAAGUCCUGUCGCCGGCGGACGCGCCCAUCAUAGCGGCCCAGGGCCUCGCGGGCGUGAACUGCUCCUGGCGCGGCCUCGACGCCGUGCCCUUCUCGGCGCUCGGCCGGCCCGAGCUCCGGCGGCGGCUGCCGUUCCUCGUGGCCGCCAACGAGGUGAACUACGGCAAGCCGCUCUACCUGAACACGGCGGAGGCGCUGGCCGCCGCGCUGCGCAUCGCCGGUUUGGUACGGGACGCGGAGCUGCUGCUGGCGCCCUUCGCGUCGGGCGGAGCCUUCUUCGCGCUGAACGCGGACGCGUUCGAGGCGUACGCGGCGGCGGUCGACGGCGACGGCGUCGCGGCCGCCGAGGCGCGCUUCCUCGCGGACUGCGAGGCCGCGCGCGCCGAGGCGCGCGCGGCACGCGCUGCGCCCGAGGGCGGGUACCUCGCCGACGGCGACCUGCCACCGGCGGAGUCCGACGACGAGGAAGCCGACGGCGACCUGCCGCCGGCGGCGGAGUCCGACGACGAAGCCGACGACGAGGAAGCCGACGACGAGGAAGCUGACGCGGAGCCGCCCCCGCCGCCGCCGCCCGACGUCUCGGGGCUUGUGCUGUCGUAG